Messenger RNA from Drosophila willistoni, 1487 nucleotides. RefSeq names its product dolichyl-diphosphooligosaccharide--protein glycosyltransferase 48 kDa subunit (gene Ost48). Gene Ontology annotation, cellular component: oligosaccharyltransferase complex; endoplasmic reticulum membrane. The transcript has 2 exons. The record is from RefSeq and is a predicted model, not a curated record. The coding region runs from base 51 to 1403 and encodes 450 amino acids. NCBI's taxonomy places the organism in Eukaryota, Metazoa, Arthropoda, Insecta, Diptera, Drosophilidae.
AGGUUUUUGUCCAUCACUAGAGUGCAUUGGACAUUGAAGAAAAGAAAAAAAUGUGGAAAGUUUUAUUUAUUAUAGCGCUAGCAAUUUAUAAUUGCAAUGCUGUGCUUGAAACAGAUGCCAACACUCUGGUCCUUCUUGAUAAUCUGGCAAUAAGGGAGACUCACUCCAUAUUCUUUAAAUCACUUCAAGAUCGCGGUUUCAAGCUGACUUACAAAUUGGCCGAUGAUUCGAGUUUACUACUCUCUCGUUAUGGUGAAUAUUUGUACAAAAAUGUAAUAAUAUUUGCGCCUAGUGUGGAAGAAUUCGGCGGAGAUAUCAGCGUUGAACGCUUAGCCCAAUUUGUCGAUGACGGAGGCAAUGUAUUGGUAGCCGGUAGUGAGAAAUCUGGUGAUGCUUUGCGGGAAUUUGCCUCUGAAUGUGGUUUUGAGCUGGACGAAGAGAACGCGGCCGUAAUUGAUCACCUACAUUAUGAUCACAACGAUGAAGGCGACCAUACAACCAUUUUGACAUCAGCCCGUAAUUUGAUUGACUCCGAUGUCAUAGUUGGGAAGGGGAAUCGACAGAAGGAUGCUGCACCUUUGAUAUACAGAGGCACGGGCUUGAUAGCCGACAAAGAGAAUCCCCUUGUACUGAAGCUGCUGACAGCGGAGAGCACCGCCUACAGUUACAACCCAGAAGCCUCCAGUGUCAGUGAUUACCCUCAUGCUGUGGGUCGCGGUACCCUGCUUAUUGCUGCACUUCAGGCACGCAAUAAUGCUCGUGUUGUAUUUUCUGGUUCGCUGCACUUUUUCUCGGACGCAACGUUUACUACAGCUGUGCAAUAUGCCCAGAGUGGUGUCUUUCAUAAGCAAACUGGCAAUCGAGCUGUAUCCGAAUCUAUAAGCCAGUGGGUCUUCGGUGAGAGCGGGCGCUUGCGUGUGGCCUCUGUUAAUCAUCAUAAAGCGGGAGAAUUGUUGCCACCAGAGCAGGCUUACACUAUCACAGAUCCUGUUGUCUACACCAUUGCCAUCGAAGAGUUGGUCGAGGGCAAGUGGCAAGCAUUCAAGGCCAGCGAUAUUCAACUCGAAUUCGUGCGUAUCGAUCCUUUCGUACGGACGUUCCUUAAGCAAACCUCCACGGGAAGUUAUGAGGCCAAAUUUAAAAUUCCGGAUGUAUAUGGCGUCUAUCAGUUCAAAGUGGAUUACGAUCGCAUUGGUUACACUCAUCUAUAUAGCACCACUCAGGUGUCGGUACGUCCAUUAGAGCACACACAGUAUGAACGAUUCAUACCAAGCGCUUUCCCAUACUACACCAGUGCAUUUUCCAUGAUGAUUGGGGUAUUUGUGUUUUCCUUUGUAUUUUUGCAUUUCAAAGAGGAAACCACUGUAGGAAAGUCCGCAAAAGAAGACAAGAAGUCACAGUAAAGAAAUUAUUAAAAAAAAAAAAAAAAAUUGCAUAUAAAUAAAGUAAACAAAAUUCUGUAACAAGAGUUUAUAUCCUAAUUGUAA